Molecule: messenger RNA, 1520 nt
Organism: Synchiropus splendidus (mandarinfish)
Lineage: Eukaryota; Metazoa; Chordata; Actinopteri; Syngnathiformes; Callionymidae
Exons: 8
Coding region: 118-1335 (405 amino acids)
Biological process (GO): regulation of DNA-templated transcription
Molecular function (GO): sequence-specific DNA binding; DNA-binding transcription factor activity
Source: RefSeq, a predicted model, not a curated record
GUUUUGGCCUGAUGACCUGGUAUGAGACCACCCAUCAAUGAAGUGAACCUCUCUGCCCUUAAAUUCGUGCGACCAACGUCUUGGACCAGAUGCUUGUGAAAACAGAGUUGUGUGCAUAUGGUACUGAUACUGAGCCAAGUAGCUUGUUUCACUGCGUUUAGAGAGGCACGGCCUAACAAGAGCUGCGACAUGCAGGACGGGCAGGUUUCCCUACCUUCCACCAUCAAUGCCUUCACUUUCCCAGCCAAACUCUGGCGUAUGGCCAACAAUCCCAAGUCCAACGCCGUGCGCUGGUCAGACUCCGGCGAUGUCAUCUUCAUUGAUCGGCAGAUCUUUGAGACGCAGAUCCUGGCUCGCCAGAGCAAACCAUCUGAAAACCUGGACACCUUCAGAGCCAAGCACUUCACCAGCUUCAUCCGGCAGCUCAACCUCUAUGGCUUCAGCAGGGCCAGCUGGGUCAUGAGGGAAGAGGGCGUUCCUUACCCAUUUUUCCACCCCAACUUCAAACGUGGCCAGCCCGAGCUGCUGAAGAACCUGGAGAGGCGCACAGUGAAGAACAAGAACAAGUGGAAGGCGGGUUUGAGCGCACCAUCCAAGCUACGAGGGCGACCAAGGAGAAAGUAUGAGCUUGGUACCGGCCACCCACAAGCUGAUGACAUGUUGCUUCUGCUGGGGGAGAGUCGUCCAGACGUGUCACCAGAUCAAAGCCCAGUGAGCCCGGGUGACACCGUGCACUCUCCACUGCUGGGCUCCAACAUGGAAGAGGACGGUGCGAUGGCUGUGGCUGACGUCCUCCCUGGUGAAGGAACAUGUCAAUACUUCAACAGAGCUCCAGGCUCCAGCGCUCUCGCCGCGCAGCAGACAACCCAGUGCCACUCGUCCUGCAGCUUCUUUCCUCCAACCUAUUCUGAGCUCUUCAGCGCCCCUCAGUGGUCUAACUACAGCUGCGGAGAUCAGUGCUACAUCCAUCCAAACAGCCCGAGCAGCUACCUUCAGCUUCCAAAGCCAAACUUCCACCAGGGGCAGAACCCAGCAUUGUCUGCCGGUUACGCCGAGAAUCCUCCCUUUCCAGCAAAUCUGCAGCGACUGCUGAACAUGGCCGACACCUCUGCCUACAGUGACCUUACCAAUGGCAUAUUCGAACACCCACCUCAACACGCAUUCUGCCUUCCUGACCUGGACCCCCUCGACAUGACUGAGGUCUUGGUUGAUGACGACUGGCUCAAUGACGUCGCAGGCUUGGAGCCACUUGUGAGGGGAAGAAUGAGUGAUGCCAGCCCAGGUUCCACGUCCAUGGCGCCCCGCAUCCAGGACCUCAUCGCCAUCAUCUCAUAGUGUGGAGCCGGCGGUGGAUGACGUUUCUCCAGAGCGUGACUCCUGUGUUUCAGAUGAGGGGAGGAAGGUUGAUUAAACGGUGGGUGGGGGGUUGGUGAUGAUGGGUAAGAGGCCCGGUGGCACCUAUAACUAGAGGCUCUCUGUACAUGAACAUGCAAACUGUCAAUAAACCACACAAAACUUGA